This is a messenger RNA of Colletotrichum spaethianum, 1281 nucleotides long. Its product is annotated as putative proline--tRNA ligase. Gene Ontology annotation, molecular function: FAD binding; proline dehydrogenase activity. The record is from RefSeq and is a predicted model, not a curated record. The transcript is spliced from 2 exons. Lineage: Eukaryota; Fungi; Ascomycota; Sordariomycetes; Glomerellales; Glomerellaceae. Gene Ontology annotation, cellular component: mitochondrion. Bases 1 to 1281 code for a protein of 426 amino acids.
AUGCACGCACCCUCGCCCCUCUCGGUCCUCCCCCUGCACAUGAUCCUCCGCUCCCUGCUCACGACCACAAUCUCCUCGUCGCCGGUCCUCCUGCCGCCCUCGCUUUGGGUCAUGUCCGUCCUGGCGCACACCGCCAACCCCCUCCUCGACCCCGGCAAGAACCCGCUGCUGCGGUUCCUCCUGAAGAACACAUUUUACGCCCAGUUCUGCGCGGGCGAGACCCCGGCCGAGGUCAGGCGGACGAUCGACGGCCUCAAGGAUAUUGGCUUCACGGGCGUCAUCUUGGGGUACGCGAAGGAGGUCGUCUUGUCGACGGCCCAGACCAAGGACCUGGCGGCGUGCGGCGGCGAGGGUGAAAAGGCUGAGGAGUGUGUCCGCAACGAGGUCACUCCCUGGGCUCGCGGGACGAUGCAGACGGUCAGGCUGGCGCAGCCUGGGGAUUUCGUCGCCCUCAAGUUCACGGGAGCUGGUCGUCAAGCAUUGUAUUCUCUCUCGGAGCGCCUACCCCCUUCCGCAGCCAUGGCCGACGCCAUCGACUCCAUCUGCUCCCUCGCCGCCGAGCGCGGCGUCCGCCUGCUGUUCGACGCUGAACAGGCGUCCCUCCAACCCGGCAUCGACGACUGGACCCUCAACUACAUGCGCAAGUACAACACCGUCCCCGGACAGGCCCUCAUUUACGGCACGUACCAGGCCUACCUCAAGUCGGCCCCACAGACCCUCCAGCGACACCUCCGGACCGCACAGACCGAAGGCUUUACGCUGGGUGUGAAGCUGGUGCGCGGCGCAUACAUCAGUUCCGACCCCAGACACCUCAUCCACGACACCAAGGCGGACACGGACGCCUGCUACGACGGCAUUGCAGAAAGCCUGCUCAGGAAGCAGUGGGGCAACGUCCUGCACGGAGAUUUCGAGAUGCCCCCUGUCAGCUUGGUGCUGGCAUCACACAAUGCCGAGUCCGUCAGGCGGGCCCGCGGCAUUUGCGAUGCCGGCGAGGCCAAGAUCCAAAUCGCUUUCGCGCAGCUUCAGGGCAUGGCUGACGAGAUAAGCUGCGAGCUCGUCUCUGCGAAAAAAACGGGCGACGUGCAGCAAAGGCAGGCAAAGGCUCGGGCCGUGGAGGCUUACAAGUACCUUGUCUGGGGGUCGACUGGCGAGUGCAUGAAGUAUCUGUUGAGGAGAGCGCAUGAGAACCGUGACGCGGUGCAGCGCACGCGGAGUGGGCGCGAUGCCAUGUGGAGCGAGCUGGUGAGGAGAGCCAAAGGUGCUAUUGGGGUAUCUACGUAG